Molecule: messenger RNA, 4829 nt
Organism: Scomber scombrus (Atlantic mackerel)
Lineage: Eukaryota; Metazoa; Chordata; Actinopteri; Scombriformes; Scombridae
Gene: tnk2a
Product: tyrosine kinase, non-receptor, 2a
Exons: 21
Coding region: 194-3313 (1039 amino acids)
Biological process (GO): signal transduction; protein phosphorylation
Molecular function (GO): protein tyrosine kinase activity; protein serine/threonine/tyrosine kinase activity; ATP binding
Source: RefSeq, a predicted model, not a curated record
CGUAUCGAUUGAGCAGAGAAGGUCAUGGAGCCGAGAGGAGAUUAGCAAACUAGAGUCGCAGCCAGGAGAGAGCAGCGGCCGAGCUAACGCCUCCUCUGAAUAGCAGCGAGACAGGAGAAGGAGAAAAAAAAAAGAAAAAAAGGACAGCCAAAAAAAGAGGGACGAGGCGAAGGACGAGAGGGGCUGUUACAGUAUGGGGGAGAGCUACAUGUACCAGAGACUUCCCUACACCAGAGGACAGGAAGAGGGGGAGGAUGAGGACGAAGAGGAAAGAGACGGAAGGAUGAGAGAAAGUGUCCAGGGACAAAUGAUGCAGUGUGAGGAGGGGACAGAGUGGCUGCUGGAGUUGCUGACAGAUGUACAGUUGCAGCAGUACUUCCUGCGGAUCCGCGAUGACCUCAACGUCACGCGACUUUCCCACUUCGACUAUGUCAAAAAUGAAGACCUGGAAAAGAUUGGCAUGGGGCGGCCGGGUCAGAGGAGGCUGUGGGAGGCAGUCAAGAGAAGAAGAGCUCUUUAUAAACGCAAGUCCUGGAUGAGCAAGGUGUUUCCAGUGAAACGGCCCGAUGCUGCCGACCCCCAGCAGUCCACCCCUCAGGGGGCGUCGUCCGGCCCAGAGCAGGCCAGUAGCGAAUCUGCAGCCUCGCUCACCUGCCUGAUCAGAGAGACGGAGCUGCAGCUGUUUGAGCGGCUGGGAGACGGCACGUUCGGAGUGGUGCGGAGAGGAGAGUGGACCGGUCCCAACAGCAGAGUGCUGUCAGUGGCAGUGAAGUGUCUGAAGGCGAGCGUGUUGGACUCAGACGGUCUGGACGAUUUCAUCAGAGAGGUGAACGCCAUGCAUUCCCUGAGCCACCAGAACCUCAUCCGCCUGUACGGCAUUGUCCUCACGCAGCCCAUGAAGAUGGUGACUGAGCUGGCCCCUCUUGGCUCCCUGUUGGAUCGUUUGAGGAAGCGUCAGGGCCACAUCCUCAUCUCCUCACUGUGUAACUACGCUGUUCAGGUGGCAUGCGGCAUGGCCUACCUGGAGCAGAGGCGUUUCCUCCACAGGGAUCUGGCCGCCCGCAACGUUCUGCUGUCUACUAAUGAAAUGGUGAAGAUCGGAGACUUUGGCCUGAUGAGAGCAUUACCCACACACACUGAUCACUACAUCAUGGAGGAGGGCCACAAAAUCCCUUUCCCAUGGUGUGCUCCAGAGUCUUUAAAGUCUCGUACUUUCUCUCAUGCAUCCGAUACCUGGAUGUUUGGGGUCACUCUGUGGGAGAUGUUCACCCACGGACAGGAACCGUGGCUGGGCCUUAAUGGGAGCCAGAUCCUCCACAAGGUGGACGUGGAGGCUGAGAGGCUGUGCAAACCAGACGACUGUCCUCAAGAUAUCUACAAUGUAAUGCUGCAGUGCUGGAGCCCCAAAUCUGAGGACAGACCCACCUUCGUCGCCCUCAGAGACUUCCUGCUUGAGACCAUGCCUACAGACAUGAGAGCCCUGCAGGACUUUGAAGAGGAAGACAAGCUGCAGAUUAAAAUGAAUGAUGUCAUCACCAUCAUAGAGGGAAGGGCAGAGCACUACUGGUGGCGAGGCCAGAACAGGGGAACGCUUCGUAUCGCUCAGUUCCCUCGACACGUGGUGACGGCAGUGGCCGGCCUGUCCGCCCACGACAUCAGCCGGCCGCUCAAACACUCGUUCAUCCACACGGGACACGGAGACACGGAUCCUCACAGGAGCUGGGGACAUGCAGAUCGCAUAGACAGUCUAUAUUUGGGAAACCCUAUGGACCCACCUGAUGUUCUUGGAAUGGACCCUUGCGCUGCGAGACCGACGAAACUCCCCAACCGUGCCAAGAAGCAACCUCCCCCUCGUCCGCCUCAGCCUGCUGUUCUGCUGAAGAAGCCGUUCUACGACUCAGUGAUGGACGAUUACGACGAUGAGGACGACACCAGCACUUCGUCCGGGCUGAAGAAGCUCGGUGUGUCCCUCGGCCUGAAGCUGCGGACGUGGGAGGGGUCCGGCGUGCGAUCGGCCAAAAGUGAGAUGUCGCUCAUCGACUUCACCGAUGACAGCUUCAGCUCAACCACGCCCUCCCCACUCACAGAGACACGGCAGCCAGAUGAGGACACGCUGAAGGACACCCCCUCUAUCCUUGACUGGCCCCUUCCGCAGCCAUCUUAUGACGAGGUUGCUACAGAGCUCGAUGACCAAUCGGAGGACCAGGAGGUGCGGUCUAUCAACAGGGGAGUGACUGAACAGACCUCACCAAUGUCAGGCAGGAGUGAGUCACAAUCGGCCGACCUCUUCCAAGAGCUACAGAGAGAGGUGAUGGUAAAGCUGCAAGUUCCCAUGGCAACAGGUCGCUCCCUCCCCUCCUCCCCCCUUCCCAUGCCCCUGGCGCUUGUAGGCCCCCACAGACAGAUAUACCUGCCUCCUCCUUCUCCUUCUUCCACCUCCUUCAACUCCUGCUUUGAGGACAGGCCGGUGCUGCCGCCUCGCAGCCCCGUCCCCCCGCUGCGUCCUUCCAAACACAACCCCUCCAACCGCAUCUCCCACCCGCAGGCGCGCACCAGUUCCAUCUCACUGGAGCUGGAGGACACGCCGCCUCAGAUCCCGCCCAGAGACCACGCAUUCUCCCAGCCGGGCUCCCGGUCCUCCUCACCCCUCCCACUGGUUCCGCCACUGUCCUCCUCGCCCAUAGCCCUGCCCCCUCCUCCCAUGUCCGUGUCCCCUCGUCGGUCGUCCGGCCUCCUGGGUCCCCUCCUGUCCUCCAACUCCUCCUCCUCCCUGCCUAAAACUACAUCCCUUUCCUCACGGCUGGCAGCUCCAGACUCCUCUUACUCAUCCAGCUCCUUACUGGAUCCUCUCACCUUUCGUGAGGGGCGUGGACUCUCCUCGCUGAUUGACAGCCCCCAGAUUUCUGUUCCUGCACCGUUGCCAGAGCGACCAGCUUUUCUGGAAAGAUAUGGAACAGCCAAUAUGGCGGCAGUGAAGCCGAUGAUGCAGCAGCCUGGUGGAGCCAAACCGAACUCCUCCUACAACAACAAUAAUGGGCGAACUGCAGUUCCCAGCAUGCAACAGGAGCAGCGCAUCACACAGGUCCAAGGAGCGGUACACGGUGUCACGCUGGAGGAGUGUAAGGCUGCUCUGCAGGGUUGCAAGUGGAGCAUCCCUCAGGCUAUAAACCAUUUGAAGGUGGAGCAGUUGUUUCGUCUGGGCCUGCGAUCCAGAUCAGAGUGUGAAGAGCUUCUGCAGCGCUGCCAGUGGAACCUGGAACAGGCCAGCACGCUCAUGCUGGACACAUACGGGCCACAUUGCAACAGGAAGUGAUUGCAGAAGGAAACACUGACAAGCAAUCAACUACUGAUGAGCCACCGGUGUCAAAACUGAUGAACGCACCAACACCGAACGGCUCGGAUUACUCAUCUCACUCCAAGGACCCCCGAGACACCGUGUCGCUUUUCUUGAAUGGAGGAACAUACGGCAGUAGAUGUGCCUCACUUUAUGUACUGUGAAUACCUGCUUCUACCUGUGUCACACACACAUGUGCAUGCUCAUUAUCAGCUAACAGAGCAGCUUGUUGAAUGACUCACACUAUUUACUUGAAGAAAUGCUAUUUAUGAUUGUUAUUUUCCAUUAAAAAAAGAAAAAGAAAAGAGAGAGUUUAUGUUUCCGCUGGUGGCUACUGCCAACUUUUACUGGGUGAGAGUUGUGUGUCUGCUUUGAAUGCAUCUUCAGGCGUGUGUGUACAAGCACUCAUAAGCUUACAGUUAUGUACAAACACUGUAAAUGCCCAUGCCUUUUUGCUGUUAAUGAAGCGAUAUAAAAUCAGGGAAAAUGUCAGCUAACGAUGUGGUUGUACUCGUAUGUCUUUGUGAAAAUGUACAGAUUAAGAUGUUGUAUUGUUUAUAACGUUUAACUUGAGUGUGUCGACACACGAGCGGAUAUUUUUGAGGACACGGUAACUGCUGGUCAGAAUAUGAACAAUUUAUCCAGUGAUAGAUUGGUCUUAUAUCAUGUCAGGUAUUAUUAAUGUAUCAUUUGUGUCUUAAGUAAAGCUUUUUAAGCUUUACAUAGGCAUAAAUUGUGAAAGGAAAGAAGGGUUGUGAUUUCUAGUUCUGUUUUCUUGUCAUUAAGGAAGGUAAUAAGAUGCCAAAACAAAUACAAAGAUAUCAAUCAUCUCCCGCUGAAUACAGGGUAUUAGGCACUGAGUUAAACCUCCGCAAAUUAGAUAUUUAAUGCAAUUCAGUGUUUCCUAUAAUAGUUACGGCUGUAUGAUAAUCAUAAAUAUAUGCUGAAAAGCUUAAUUGUCAGAUUUACCAACAUAAGUAGGCUACUACUGUGUGUGUAUGCAUGUACUAGUGUUUGUGUGUGUGUGUGUGUGUGUGUGUGCGUGUGUGUUGCUGCAGGCAGUGGUUCUUCAGGACAUCAAUCUUUGUGUUUUGUGUGCACAUAUUGAUUAUGAGCGAGAUCACUGAUGAAAUGUUAGCAGCCAAACAGAAAAGGAAAUUAAUAGCAACACAUAGUCAAUGCUUGUAGCCACAUUUUAACACGCCAUUAGUCACUGUUGGUUUUGACAGUUUAGACAAGAAAAUCUAAAUGGCCACCCAGGAUAUUGAGAGCAGACACUGUGGCCGGGCAGCAAAGACGUUACAUACUGUAUACUUGGUUUUUAUGUAUGUGUGUGUGUGUGUGUGUGUGUGUGUACGCUUGUGUGUGUGAUACUCUGUCUCUGUGACUCAGUCAUGAGCUUCUGUAGUCACACUGCUGUAUGUGAUGCCGACUGCAUUAUAAUAAUAUAGUUGCUUAUAAAUGCAUACAUUGCCUGUUUUAUAAUAAAGUGAAU